Cynoglossus semilaevis (tongue sole) is the source of this 2809-nucleotide messenger RNA. Its product is annotated as zinc finger protein OZF-like. The record is from RefSeq and is a predicted model, not a curated record. The coding region runs from base 370 to 1860 and encodes 496 amino acids. Lineage: Eukaryota; Metazoa; Chordata; Actinopteri; Pleuronectiformes; Cynoglossidae. The transcript is spliced from 4 exons. Gene Ontology annotation, molecular function: RNA polymerase II cis-regulatory region sequence-specific DNA binding; DNA-binding transcription factor activity, RNA polymerase II-specific. Gene Ontology annotation, biological process: regulation of transcription by RNA polymerase II.
ACGUCAUGCGCUGUGGGACAUGCAGUGCAGCUUCUGGGAUGUCUCAUUACUAGAAACUACUCUAAAUAGAUGCAUUUAUGGCGUUCUGUUGCUGCAGCGCUGGCGUUGCUGCAUGUGGAGACUGUGGACGAAACGGCUCCAGUCCUAACGCUCUUUGUAGAUAACAACUGAGGCACAAAGUUGGGAGAAGACUACCUUGGUUUGGAUGAAACUCACAGUGUUUGUGUUGACCGCAGAGGACUACGGAGACAGUAAAGCAGUCACAACGGAACGGCCACCAGUCCCAGCCAAAACACGACGUCAGACAUAACCCAGCAGCAGCUGCUGGUGAUUAAAAAAAAAGAAAGAAAGAAAGAAACUUCUUUACGGAUGGAGUGGAGUGGGUGUGUGCACCAGGAGGAGCCAAAACACCCUCAUGUUAAAGAUGAAGAGGAGGAAGUGUGCAUCAAACACAAGGAUACAGAUAUAAUUGCUGUGAUUAUAAAAUCUGAAGAAGAUGAAGAGUGCCCUGAGUCCAUACAGUUCCAUUAUCAGAGCCAAAAAGAGAAGAACUUGGAAGGUUUUGGAGCAACAGAACCAGCUUGGAACUCAGAUGAUCAGCUGCUGUUGGGGUUUAAAGAGAAGGUUCCCUCUAAGAAGCAAGAAAGGAGAGCUCGUAUGGAUGAGGGGACGCCAGAGUGCCCACAAAUCAAAGAGGAAGAAGAGGAACUCUGCAUCAAACAGAAAGAGGGUUAUAUUAUCGCUGUUACUGUGAGGAGCGAUGAAGAUGAAGAGAAUUCUGAAGAGUCUUCAGUGUCUCCUUUUCACAGUAGUAUUCGGAGGAAUAGAGACAACGGUGGAAAACUAGAACAGACAAGGAACUCGCGCCCAGAGCAACAUUUAGAUCCUGGUGCUGCAGACAAGACUGCAGCCUCAUCUGAAACUGAAGACAGUGAGGAUGAUUGGAAGGAGAGCUGUAAACCAACAAGUUUAAAAAGAGUGAAAAACAAAACUGUUACCACUGACGUAAGGGUGAACACCAGUGAGAACCUGAGCUGUCCUGAAUGUGGUAAAACCUUUGCUUACAAAUCACUUCUGCUGAUACACGAGAACACUCACUUGGCAGUGAAACCAUAUAGUUGCUCUGAAUGUGGAAAACGAUUCACACAAAAGGGCAAGCUAAAAAUACACAAGAUAACUCAUACAGGAGAGAAACCAUUUCUUUGUUCUGAGUGUGGGAAACGGUUUACUCAAAAGAGCAGUCUAAAGAUUCACAUGAGAUUACAUACAGGUGAAAAACCAUUUAGUUGCUGUGAUUGUGGCAAGAGAUUUAAUGAAAAGAGCAGUCUGAAAAUCCAUAAAAGAAUUCAUACAGGAGAAAAACCAUUUAGUUGCACUGAGUGCGAGAAAAUAUUUAGACGCAGGGAUGAACUGGUGAUACAUCUGAGAAUUCAUACUGGAGAGAAGUCCUUUAGUUGUUCUGUGUGUGGAAAAAAAUUUCGUCAAAAGAGCACUUUGAAAAUGCAUGAGGCAACGCAUACCGGAGAGAAACCCUUUAGUUGCUCUGAAUGUGGUAAAAGCUUUAUGUAUAAAAGCAGUCUUAAGAUUCAUGAAAAGCUUCAUUCAGGAGAGAAACCAUUUAGUUGCUCUGAAUGUGGUAUAAAAUUUACUAAAAAUAGUAGUCUGAAGAUGCAUAUGAAACUUCAUACUGGGGAGAAACCAUUUAGUUGUUCUGAGUGUGGAAAAAGUUUCAGACGAAAGGAUGAAAUAGUGAAGCAUGUCAGAGUUCAUACAGGAGAAAAACCUUUUAGUUGCUCUGUUUGCUGUAAGAAAUUUACACAAAAGGCCAGUCUUUGGAAACAUGAGAAAAUUCAUGCAUAAGAGAAACCAUAUCGUAUAAAUGCUACACGUACGUUACUUAAGAAAUAAUUAAAAUAGUUCUGCUGGCAAAAUCUUUUGCAUUUUAUUUAAUUUAUAUUUGCCAAAACUGUAUUCAUAAAUCAUGCACAUUGAUAAUGUGCGUGAUGUCCAAAUGAGCCUAGUGCUUCAAGCUCUUUUGUUUUCAUGUUCAAUUAUAAAUCUUGGUGUUGCUCUUGAAAAAAAAACAAGCAUUGCAGACCCUCGCUUCAAUGCUAUUUCUAUUUAUUUAAAUAAAUAAGUAAAUACUAUACAUUUACUUUGUAAGAGAACAUACAUACUUUGGUUGAGAUUUGUAUAAGGAAACUGAUGUGCUUCCUUUUUAACCUCAUUAAAGAUCAAUAAAGAAUCCACUUGUGUGGGUGUCAUCCAGACUGCUGAGACAUAAAAUGUUAAAUGUGUAAAUAAUUUAAAAAUACAUUAAUACAUAAAAAAGUUUUUGUUUUAUUAUUUUGUUUUUAUUCUACAUUUUGAAAAAAAUAAUGUUAAAAUUGUGGCCCGGAAAAUGCGGUUUAAGUCAUCCAAACGAUAGGUAGCGCUGUAGCAAAAUCCCGAGUCGCGAAAAGCUGUUUCCGGCGCUGCUGCUGCUCCCUUCACUGGCUGCGGUAGACUUUUUGCGUGGGUGAAAGUGUGAGCACCUUCGCUUAAAACGUUGUAUUUUAGAGUCGAACCAAGAAGGCUCAUAUGACGGCACCUCUAACCGGGCGGCUGACGUGGGAGGGACCCCGACUGGGCCUGUGUUUGAAGACCUCGUGAAGCGGUCCCAGUGGGAGACCUGUCACCAGAGGAUGCGGCUCUGUGCCAAGCUGAAACCUUGAGCCAGCAGCUCAAACUGUCCUACGCUUUCCAACCAAGUAAUACCAAAGUAGUGCAGUUGGGGGCGCCCUCGUUCAUCAGCGUCUGGCAACACUUU